CGCGGAGAUAAAUUUCCGGAUAUUAUGUGGUACUCGUUUAUCCGGACACCACGUCAUUUUCAGCAUGAGGUGGACCGCGUUUUUGCUGCUGCUGGCGGCAUAUUUGGUGCUGGUUCUAGGAACUCCUCCCGUGAAGGACGAUGACCCACUCUUAGCCGAGAUUCGAAUCCUUCGCAACGACGCCUUGAAGCUCAAAGACAAAGGCUCGUACGGAGAAUCCGCCACCAAACUGGACAAGGCCAUCCGAGCCCUCCAAGACCUGCACGAGAGCCGCACCGACGCCAAGAAGCGCGCGGCGGACGCAUCUCUUCUCGCCCAAACUCUGAGCGAACUGGGCAAUGUGCUCUACGCGGACAAGCAGUAUGUCCCCGCGCAACGCGUGCUGGUGCAGGCUGUGGACCUGUCCAAGCGCAUCUUCGGCCCGUCGCAUCCCGCGUACUCUCUGGCACUGCGCAACCUCGGUGAAGUCUACUUGGCCUUGGAUCAGCACGAAAAAGCCAUCGAAAGCUACAAGCUGCUCAAGUCGCACGCCGAGAAAGGACUUGGAAAGACCCAUGAAACCGUGAUCGAAUCCGCGCGGCGCAUCGGGGAAUCAUACGAAACCCUGGGCAAGUUCAAGAAAGCGAUCAAAGUGUACAAGAACCUCUUGGCCGAGCUAGGGCUGGGCGAAACCAUUCCAAGGAAGCGCGCGGCGGCCGCGCAUGAGGCGGGGGUGGCCGAGGUGUACCAGGGCCUCGCGAGUGGACUCAUGAAAGCCAACCAACUGGACCAAGCGCUCACAUAUGCCACCGUCGCCACCAAGAUUUUCAAGAGGCGCGACGGAGCCAACUCCAUCACGUAUGCGUUCAGCCUGAACCUGCUGGCGGGGGUAAACACGUACCUUGGCCAGGACGACGCGGCGCUGAGCUUGCUCCAAGACGCCCAAAAGAUCGCCGUUUUGGUGCAUGGGGAGAGUCACCCGCUCGUGAGCCAAGGCGCGCAUAACAUUGAGAAACUCCAAGCUCGCAUGGCCAAGAAGAAGACAGUGGAGACGAAGGACGAGUUGUAAUACAACGACGACGCUGGGUGGUAUUAUAUGAGUGAGGCAAACUGGUAUUUGAGCCAGUUUGCCAAAUACUGUAGCUUUCGAAUCUAUUUGUUCCAAUGUAACUGUUCACGUUAUUGUU
Molecule: messenger RNA, 1166 nt
Organism: Aphanomyces astaci
Lineage: Eukaryota; Oomycota; Saprolegniomycetes; Saprolegniales; Verrucalvaceae
Exons: 4
Coding region: 65-1048 (327 amino acids)
Molecular function (GO): protein binding
Source: RefSeq, a predicted model, not a curated record